Molecule: messenger RNA, 2022 nt
Organism: Trichomonas vaginalis G3
Lineage: Eukaryota; Parabasalia; Trichomonadida; Trichomonadidae
Product: phospholipid-translocating ATPase protein
Exons: 1
Coding region: 1-2022 (673 amino acids)
Biological process (GO): phospholipid translocation
Cellular component (GO): plasma membrane
Molecular function (GO): ATPase-coupled intramembrane lipid carrier activity; nucleotide binding
Source: RefSeq, a predicted model, not a curated record
AUGUUUGUAAAUAGUAUAGAUAAGUUUUCAGAGAUAAUAAGCUGCAAUUCCUUACUCAUUUCAAGAUCAAUGUUACUUGAGCGAAGACCAAUACUCAAGAGAAUAUUUUUGAACAACCAACUAUUUGGUGAUGAUAUAUCCUCGCGUCAGCUGUCUCAUUUUAUUGAAUCAGAGACUUUUACAGAAGAAAAUUUAAAUCGACAUUUUGCAGAUCCUGCAUUAACUGUAAAUGAAGAAACAAAUCUUUUCUUCGAACAUAUAUCACUAUGCCACUCAGCUUCCAUCAUAAUCGAGAAAUCAAAAAUAAAUUAUAUUUCUCGCUUUCACGAUGACGAAGAACUCCUUAAAUUAGCAGCCAGGAGUGGUGUUAUGCUUGUUAAAAGGACACCAGAAGAUAGUUCAUUGCUACAAAACGAUAAAAUCAAGCAUUACAAAACAAUGAAAUUAAUUCAUUCAUGUUCUAAGCAUCCAAGGAUCACCAUUAUUGUUGAUGAUGGACAUGAAGAUGAUUAUCUCGUUCUUACUCGAGGAAUUUACAAAGUUAUGAAUUUUGUCGUUGAAGAUCUUCAAUAUUACGACAAAUAUUAUGACCAAUUUCAUACUGAAGGAUUCCAUGUCGAAGUAUGCGCCUAUAAACGACUGAAAAAGAAGAAAUACGAUGAAUUCUGCAACAAAAUUAUUGAAUUAGGUGUUGCAGACACAGAAUUUCAAUUUCCUAUUGUUGAAGAUUAUAUAGAAAAGAACAUGACAUUCCUUGCAUUAUUAGGCUUUGAAGAUAGAAGUCGAAAAGGCAGUUUAUUGUUCUUAAGUCAUGCAAAACAACAUUUUGAUCAAAUCUGUUUUGCAACAACAUCGAAAGGGAUGUCAUUAAUAAUCACAAUCAUUUCUCUAGGAUUAAUAGAUGGUAAUAAUCCAUCAAUUGGCCAGAUAAAAGGAAGUUCACAAGAUGAUGUUGAUAUUUCUUUGACUUAUCUCUUCGAACGACAAGAAUAUGAUUGUAUUAUUAUUACAGGACAUUCUCUUGAAUAUAUUGUAACUUCGGAAUACGCUGAUCAUGCUGCAGAACUAUUUAAGAAAACUCCUGUUUUAAUUAUGCAAAGAUCAAAUUAUUUACAAACAGCAGCUUUCUGUGAAUACCAGCAAAAGAUUCUUAAACAAAGAGUUCUCGCUGUCGGCCAUUCUGUUUAUGACUCUUGUUAUAUGAAUGUUGCCAAUUUAUCAGUUGCUAUUCCUGCAAAUGAGAUCAAACCAAACAAUAUAAGUUCAGAUAUAAUUGUUACGAAUUUCGAACAGUUUUCUUCAUUGAUUUUUGUAGGAAGUUCAUGGCUGAGUGAAAGAAUUGAUUCAUUGUUAAAGUUUUAUGAAUCAAAGAACAUUUUAUUAGCAAUGAUGCAAUUUUGCUUUAGUAUCAAAGCGAAUAUUAAUUAUAGCUAUGCAUUUAGUUGCAGUUUAUAUCCUGUAAUGCUUUUAUUUACUGUUUUGAGUUUAUUCCCUCAUUGCAUUACCAAGAAUUCGAAGUCUUCAGAAGAAAUAAUGCUUGAUGUUACAAAACCUUCUCAAAUUUACACCAAGAAAACAAAGUUCUUUUUUGUUUUCAUGUUUUUCACUGCCUUGGCAUUUUUGCUUAUUGAAACAAUCUUUUUCGUAAUAAGAAGAUGCUCAGAUCCAUUCACAGCUGUAGAAUCUCCUUUCUUAAUUAUUGCUAAUUCAUUUGCUUUUUACACAGCAUUUCUAAUAUCUGAUUUCGAAAAAUUUAAUGUAGUUAAUGUUCCUGGAGUUAUAGGAAGCUUAAUUUUCUUCUUUGUAUUCAUGUUGAUUUAUACAAAUAAUCCAAAUGUACCUAACGUAUUUGAUUCCAUGUUUCAGACGCGUGAAGAAGUAUUUCUUGUCAUCUUUUGGUUUUUUGUUCCAUUAGUUUUUGGGUAUGUAACAAAAUACUUUUCCAAACCACGCAUUUCCGAAAGGAGUCACAACAAUCGAGGAUUUGUUAUGCCUCAAGCUAGAAAUCAGCGCUUUUUAUAA